Molecule: messenger RNA, 261 nt
Organism: Caenorhabditis remanei
Lineage: Eukaryota; Metazoa; Nematoda; Chromadorea; Rhabditida; Rhabditidae
Exons: 2
Coding region: 1-261 (86 amino acids)
Source: RefSeq, a predicted model, not a curated record
AUGAUUGACGACAUGAUGAGAGAAGACAAUAGAAAUUCCAAGAAACAUCAGAAAACGACGCAACAGAUGGCUCCACCAGCAAUUCCACCAGUGGAGAAUCCACAAGCAAACCCGGAACCACAGGUUCACAGUCCAAUGACAGAAUCAGAAAGACGAUUCUUCGACAUCUUCCUGAAGGUUUACAUAUCUGGAAUCGUCAUCGUCAUCGUCGUCGUCGCUUGUAUUAUACUCUUCGGAACGCCAGCUCAUGAUGACUACUAA